CGAAUCCCUCCCUCCCCAGUCGCCCGUUCUCUCUCUCUCUCUCUCUCUCUCUCUCUCUCUCUCCAGAGGUCUAGGUUUUCUCUCUCUUCUCGCUGCUAGGGUUUCAACAGAACUAGGGAACCUAUGGGUGACAACAAGCAGCAGGAGCCUCUCAACCUCUCCGAUCUCGGCGGCGCUCUCCCCUCCGGGUUGACCGCUGAAGAUAGAGCUGGCCUCGUUAGCGCUCUCAAGCUGCAGAGCUUGGCGGGUCAGCAUGCGUUGGAGAUGCUCACUCCGAGAGUUAGGAAACGGGUCGAGUUCUUGAGGGAGAUCCAGUGUCAACAUGACGAGCUCGAGGCAAAAUUUUUUGAGGAAAGAGCAGCACUUGAAGCGAAAUACCAGAAGCUUUAUGAGCCAUUAUACACAAAGAGAUAUGACAUUGUGAACGGUGUGGUCGAAGUUGAAAGUGUUGCAAAAGAAAAUGCUGAUGUAACUGCAUCCGAGGAUAAAGACAUGGAAGCCACUGAAGAAAAGGGUGUACCAGGUUUCUGGCUCACUGCUAUGAAGACCAAUGAGGUGCUAUCUGAGGAGAUUCAAGAACGGGAUGAAGAGGCCUUAAAGUUUCUAAAGGAUAUUAAAUGGUCGAGGAUUGAUAAUCCAAAGGGUUUCAAGCUUGAAUUCUUUUUUGAUACUAACCCAUAUUUCAAAAAUUCCAUCUUGACGAAAGUAUACCACAUGAUCGAUGAUGAUGAGCCAAUUCUGGAGAAGGCUAUAGGGACUGAAAUUGAAUGGCUCCCAGGGAAGUGCUUGACUCAGAAGGUCUUGAAGAAGAAGCCCAAAAAGGGAUCAAAAAAUGCCAAGCCUAUAACCAAAACAGAAAAUUGUGAAAGCUUUUUCAACUUUUUCAAUCCUCCUCAAGUCCCAGAAGAUGACGAAGAAAUUGAUGAAGCUACUGCUGAAGAGCUACAGAAUCAGAUGGAGCAAGAUUAUGAUAUAGGGUCUACUAUCAGGGACAAGAUUAUCCCACAUGCAGUGUCAUGGUUUACUGGAGAGGCUGUUCAAGAUGAAGAUUUUCCUGGUCCUGGAGAGGAUGAUGAAGGUGAAGGUGAUGAAGAGGAUGAGGAUGAUGAAGAGGAUGAGGAUGAGGAAGAUGAUGAGGAUGAUGACGAGGAUGAAGAAGAGGAAACCAAGCCAAAAAAGAAGCAUUCCGUGGCAGGACAUAAGGGUGUUGGCGAUGGAGCAGAACGGCCUCCUGAGUGCAAGCAGCAAUGAGUUGUUGUGGAAGAAACAUUUUGGACUGUCAAGCAUUAUUGAGUAGUUUUGAUGGUGUUGUCUGAAGGGGAUUGAGUUGAGAGUGAUCUUCUCUUAUCAAAUCCUGAUCCUGUUGUAGUUUGAAAAGUUUGAGGUUGGUUUGGGGAACUAUAGAUUGGUUGUUGGUGUGUUUUUAGACUAUCAUUCGUAACGUAGUAGGUAUGCAGCCCCUUCUAUUAAUUCAUUCAAAACCCGUGUUUAUUCUUUUUUCUCAACCCAUUUCGUUUUGCCAGUUUUAAGGUUUCAGUGUUGAUCUUGGGAAUAUCGUCUAUCCAGAGUUUGAAUGUGUGGCAACAGUUUGAAACGAUCUUAUUAUAAUACUAAAGUAAAUAUUAUUGGCUUUGGG
Messenger RNA from Asparagus officinalis (garden asparagus), 1636 nucleotides. RefSeq names its product nucleosome assembly protein 1;2-like. Gene Ontology annotation, cellular component: nucleus; chromatin. The coding region runs from base 124 to 1251 and encodes 375 amino acids. Gene Ontology annotation, biological process: nucleosome assembly. The record is from RefSeq and is a predicted model, not a curated record. Gene Ontology annotation, molecular function: histone binding; chromatin binding. The transcript has 12 exons. NCBI's taxonomy places the organism in Eukaryota, Viridiplantae, Streptophyta, Magnoliopsida, Asparagales, Asparagaceae.